CCUCGAUUUUGAAAGAGCAGAGACGGGAAUUGGAGAGAAAAACAAGGGAAGAAGUUUUCAUUGGACGAAAUCAUUGAGUCUUGCAUUGGUGGUUUUGGAGGAGCUCAGUUGUUUCAAGUGGUAGUUGUUUCUCUGGGCUGGGUCUUCGAUGUUCAGCAUACCUUCCUCACCAUUUUCACUGAUGCCCAACCUACAUGGUGCUGCACAGAGACUUCAUCCCUACAAAUUUGGGAAAUAACAGGAAUGGGCAAAUGCAUAGAAGAGUCAUCAGUAUGUAAGAUGGAUACAUCACGGUGGGAGUGGGAGAGAGGGAAGGCAACAUCCAUUAUUUCAGAAUGGGACCUUAUUUGUGGUAACAGCUUCAAAGCAGCAAUUCCUAGAUUGCUUUUCUUUGUUGGAGCAUUAGCAGGCUACAUAAUAUUGGGGCCACUGGCAGAUACAUGGCUAGGUCGCAAAAGAAUGCUAAUCCUUUCCUCCUUCAUGCUCUCUGUCUCCGGCAUUUUAACAGCGGGGGAUCAUUACCAGAAAAUAGCUCGUAGGGCGCAAAUGGAGAGGCCUCAUUGGUUUUCUCUUAUUCUUAUCCGGCACAAUCGGAUUCCUUUCAAUUCCAGCCCUCGCCUACCUCACGAGACUCCAAUUUUCAUGGCGAAUGACGGGAGAUCUGAAGAAGCUCUACAGAAUUUGAAAAGACUGGCGGAAUUAAACGGGGGAUCAUUACCAGAAAAUGUAAGAAUCGAAGACCGCCGUGCAGAAACCCAAUCAAAUUCGGCACUUUCGCAUUUGUUGGGGACACAGUGGGUGCGAAAAAGUGUCGCACUUAACGCUCUCUCUGAGCUUCCAGCGGGCAUCAUUUCGACUCUCCUAGUCGCCCGAGCCCGACGGCGAAGAGCGAUUUUGCUGUUAACCCUAACCAGCGCCAUCUUUUGCUUUGUGUGUGUAUUUCUGUCUGGCGACAAAACAAAUCCUGACAAGCCAAGCUCAAAUCAAACGAAAUUCACAGCUGGGAAAUAUCCACGGCUUGUAGGGAAAUUGGGCGCAUUUGUGAGCGCUGUUACGGCUUUCAAUGUGAUGCUAAUUUUCUGUCUGGAAUUGUCCCCAACCGCGGUUCGAAACUCCGCAAUGUCGAUGCUCAGACAGGCGUCUGGAGUUGGGGCAAUUGCCAGUCCGGUGAUUGUUUUCAUCGGACGCAACUCCCCUGCUCUUUCCUUCGCCUUAUCUGGGGUUGCUAUAAUUUUAAGCGGAUUCUUCGUUUUGGGGCUUCCAGAAACAAAAGAUCAGCCCCUGUAUGACACAUUGGAAGGCCAAGAAUGGGAGGAGAAGGAUUUAAUUAACAGGUCCAAUAAUCCAUUGCUUUCUUAA
Molecule: messenger RNA, 1359 nt
Organism: Cryptomeria japonica (Japanese cedar)
Lineage: Eukaryota; Viridiplantae; Streptophyta; Pinopsida; Cupressales; Cupressaceae
Product: organic cation/carnitine transporter 3-like
Exons: 5
Coding region: 244-1359 (371 amino acids)
Biological process (GO): transmembrane transport
Cellular component (GO): membrane
Molecular function (GO): transmembrane transporter activity
Source: RefSeq, a predicted model, not a curated record